Molecule: messenger RNA, 578 nt
Organism: Apaloderma vittatum (bar-tailed trogon)
Lineage: Eukaryota; Metazoa; Chordata; Aves; Trogoniformes; Trogonidae
Product: ubiquinol-cytochrome-c reductase complex assembly factor 1-like
Exons: 6
Biological process (GO): mitochondrial respiratory chain complex III assembly
Cellular component (GO): mitochondrion
Source: RefSeq, a predicted model, not a curated record
CGCUGCUCUCUCUGUUCCAGAGCUGCCAGGCUGGAGUGGCUCAGUGGAGGGCAGCGUGCAGCGGGUUAUUACGGGCAGCCGCAGGCCGAGGCCAGUGCAGAUGGAUGCUCUGCAGUAUUCUCCAGAGACGCAAGGCUGCCCAGUUCCAAUCGCCUAAAUCCUGUGGUGGAUUGAUUCAAGCCAAUGGAGCCGUUAUGCAACACACCAGAUCAUUUUACAAUACAAAUAAGCGUCUUUCUGCUAAGGAUUCCUUGCAGCCAUCUGAAGAGAAAGUGGGUGCCUUCACAAGGAUCAUAGAAGCAAUGGGUUUCACAGGACCUCUGAAGUACAGCAGAUGGAAAAUUAAGGUAGCAGCUUUGCGCAUGUACACGUGCUGUGUGGAGAAAACUGACUAUGAGGAAUUUUUUAACAGGUGCCACAUGCCUGAUACGUUGAAUUCAUGGUUUCUAGUAGCCCAGCUUCAUGUCUGGAUGUGCCUGGUCCGAAUGAAGCAGGAGGGUCGCACGGGCAAAUACAUGUGUCGCUACAUAGUUCACUGCAUGUGGGAGGAUGUUGAACAGCGUGGCAAGGUGAUGGGG